Solea solea (common sole) is the source of this 3176-nucleotide messenger RNA. It is a transcript of the gene tox4b, whose product is annotated as TOX high mobility group box family member 4 b. The transcript has 9 exons. Gene Ontology annotation, molecular function: chromatin DNA binding. The coding region runs from base 722 to 2704 and encodes 660 amino acids. Gene Ontology annotation, cellular component: nucleus. NCBI's taxonomy places the organism in Eukaryota, Metazoa, Chordata, Actinopteri, Pleuronectiformes, Soleidae. Gene Ontology annotation, biological process: regulation of transcription by RNA polymerase II. The record is from RefSeq and is a predicted model, not a curated record.
GUCGUGAAGAAUAUCUUCAUACCCUAUUUUUAUUUAUUAGGCCAUUUGAUUUUAUGUUGACAGUCUUGGCGAAACUUCCGGUUUCGGUCUCGUUCAGCUCGACCACCUGUCCUUUAAUCCCUUCACCGAUCCAGGUCUCGGGAUCUACUGAGCAGCCUGGCCCGGGCCAGCACGAAGCUCGGACGGGGGGAGCUUGUGGUGUCUUCCUCAGCUGUCAGACGCUUCAGUAACGGUCACGGUUGUCACUCACACCUCCGGUAAACCGUCGAGAGUUGUGUGGGGGGCUUUCCACGUUAAAUUUUAAACGCGGUGUCCCCUUCGUGUCCCCGCAUGAGGCGUUCGAGGACCGGCGGACACACGAGCGCCAGACUGGCGGCGGAGUGAGGAGUACGUACGCACCGCAGCCUUGCGUCAAAGCCAGGCUAACGCUAAAACCGUGUUUGGACAAGUCAGCAAGAAAACAGCCACGUUACCUCAGAGGCUUUUAGCCAGACACGGGUUAUUCUUGGUCCGGUUUGUGUCGCACACAUGCUCCGCUUCUGACGCCAAACAUCUGUACGCAGCUAAACGCGACACCAGAGGGUCUGGUGUUUUUAACGUACACUACCACACAUUUCCCCACGUGAGGCUGGGAAAUAAAGGCACAUUUUACGCUACGUGGCUUCGAAUUGAGGUGGUGGGAAGAAUCGCUGACAUAUGCGGCCCAGCUGAGAAAAAAAAGAUGGACCUGAAUUUUUAUUCAGAUUUAACGGACGGUACCGGGCAGCACGACGUUGACCCGGAGUUCUUGGACCCGCACUCUUUCAAUGGAUUUGACACUGACAACAAGUUCCCCGGAAGCAGUGACAACUACCUGACAAUUUCAGGGUCCGGCCAUCCCUUCCUCUCCUCCUCAGAGACCUUCCACACUCCCAGCCUUGGCGAUGAAGAGUUUGAGAUCCCGCCCAUCUCUCUGGACCCGGACUCGGCCCUCACCGUGUCGGAUGUGGUGUCCCAUUUCGGUGAGCUGUCGGACACUGGUCCCUCCGACAGCGUGGUGGUGCCCGAGAACGCCGUGGUGGAAGGAGACGACCCGUCCUUCGCCUCCACAUUUGUCAGCACACAGUCGCAGGGACUGGAGCACUUGAGUCUGGGGGUCAUGGGCCAGUCGGGAGGAAGUGCUCUGUUGGCGUCAUCGCUUGGGAUGGAUCUCGGUCAUCCCAUCAGUUCUCAGUUCAGCAGCUCAUCUCCGGUAACCAUCGAUGUCCCGCUGGGAGACAUGAGCCAGGGCUUGCUGGGGUCCAAUCAGCUGACCACCAUAGACCAAUCGGAGCUCAGCGCUCAGCUGGGGCUCGGACUGGGAGGCGGCAACAUUUUACAACGCGGCCACUCACCUGAGCACCCGAUGUCGGCCACAGCUUCGCCCACCAGCUCCCUCCAGGAUGAUGACAUGGACGAUUUUCGAAGGAGUGUCCUCACUGACUCUCCGGUCUCUCUGGCCGUCUCACCUGGAGUCAUCUCCCUCGACCCCUCCUUGUCCGAUUCCCCGAUCUCCACGCCGACCUCCAACAUCUCUCCGGCUGCUGGGAGAAAAGGAGGAGGAGCGGGAGGCGGAAAGAAGGGGAAGAAGAAGAAGAAAGACCCCAAUGAGCCUCAGAAACCUGUGUCAGCCUAUGCCCUGUUCUUCAGGGACACGCAGGCGGCCAUUAAAGGACAGAAUCCCAAUGCUACCUUUGGAGAGGUUUCUAAGAUCGUGGCCUCCAUGUGGGAUAGUCUGGGCGAGGAGCAGAAACAGGUUUACAAGAGGAAAAACGAUGCGGCAAAGAAAGAUUACAUGAAAGCACUGGCGGAGUACAGAGCCAGCUUGGGUUCUCAGGGUGCAAUAGAAGUCAUGGACACUGCUCCAUCGUCUCCAUCUCCUUCUUCAUCACCUGCCCCCUCACCUACCUCCACUCCAGGUGCUCGCAUCACCAGGUCCCACUACAACCCAGAAGAGAACACCAUCACCAACAUCUGCACCUCCAACAUCAUCAGAGUGGACCUUCAGCAGGUCACCACCCGCUCCAGAACCGGCGCCAUCAAACCCCAAAUCCCACCUGCCGCCACGGCGCCCAACCCGCCCCCCGUCACCAAGAUCAUCAUCAAACAGACGCAGCUGCCCUCUGGUGGUGUAUCGGUCACAGCGAUGCCGGCGACGUCGUCGUCGUCGCGGCAGCCGCCUCCUCUGCAACAGAUGCAGAGCACUCCUCCUCCACCUCGGCUACAGCAGAUGGUGCACGCUCAGGCUCCUCCCCCUCUCCAGGCCAAACCACGAGGUGUGGCCACCACCGCUCCACCGCCGCUGCAGAUCAAAGUCGUGCCGGUGUCGCGUCAGUUGGACUCAGGUUCGCCAAUAAUCGUGAGGGGCGAGGCACCAACAUCGUCGUCCUCUGCCGCCGCCGUGACCGUAGAGGUCGGACGAUUGGCUGCUGAGGUGGCGGGAGGAGAGGAAGUGGCCGAGGCAGAGGAAGGGAUGGAGGUGGAGGUAAACGUCGCUCCUGGUCCGAGGUUGCCUUCUGCGUCCAGUCCUAUCAUUUGCGUACGCGCCGGCUGCACCAACCCGGCGGUGGAGAGCAAAGACUGGGACAAAGAAUAUUGUAGCAACGAGUGUGUCGCCACGCACUGCAGAGACGUGUUCAUGGCCUGGUGCGCGAUUCGAGGGCAGAACUCCACCACGGUCACAUAAGAGCUACGACACGGGGACGAAGAUGACGACGCCGGAGGAGAAAUUAGACAGAGAUUUAUAUGUGAAAUGCUAAUGAACAGAGAAAUGAGUGGAUGAAUGGAUGAAAGCCAGAUCAGGCUCAGGUAUUUGUGCUUAAUAUAUGUAUUUUUCAAUCAUCAUCGUGUUUUUUUUGUUUUUUUUUCCCCCCACCCCAGUGUCUGAUCCCGCACAAAAAGCAGCUAACAUGACUUUAACAGAAAAAAAAAUACAGACUGGGAUUUAAAAUAUGGACAUAGAAAAAAAGAAGAAUGUUUUAUAUUAUAUAACCUUUGUGUUUUUAAUUAUUUUGGAAAGACAAAACAAUGCAGGAAGGAGAUCGUGCUCCUGCAGAUGUAUUCAGUUUAUUUUAUACAUUUCUCAAAAAAAAGAAACAUUCAACCUGAAAGCAGCAUCCACUGGGGAAUCUUAUCAGUGUGAUUUAUUAUUUUCAUUC